AGGCCUGUGGCAUGGACCACCUCCCAUACGGUACCUGCACAGACACACAGCCUUUCUAACACAGAGAUGACUUUUCCCAAUAUUGGUCCUGCACAGCCAGUCCCCACUAAGGGAAAGGAAUACCUGGGGGCGCACCUUCCAGAACAUUAGGAAAGGAGGAGCCCAAUUACAGGUACCUCAUGACCACCUUUACCUCCAACCCAAGGCCUGAAAGCCAGCCUGUCCUGCUUUUCUCCGCAGACCCUCCUAGGCCAGUCCCUUCCCAGAAGCGCUCCCAUUCCCAUCUUUCACAGUCAGAACUUGUCUCAUCCCCUGGCUCUGGGCCUGGAGCAACCAGGGCCCAAAGGACUGAUGAGCCCUCCUCCCUGAGGCAACGCCCAGGGAGCAGCACCAUAGCAACCGGGCAGCAAACAAUGCUGCCAGUAAGGUCUUCCCUAUAAAGCUGCCCCUCCUGGCAAUUAGGCCCAGAAGAAGAAUGGCUAGUAACCCAGGAAGAUCACUCAGAGGGCAAAGUAAACCAUCCGAUGCCAGGAAACCUUUCCUGCAGAUGUUCCUGGCCGAGUCCCUCCCAGACUACCGCACAUGGGCUCAGCGUGAGUUUCUCCUCACUGAUAAGCCCGGGGAAUUGCCUGGCUUCACCCGGCAAACCUACCACCAGCUAGCCCUGAAGCUGCCACCCUGCACAGACAUCAAGUCCAAGGUGCGCCACCGAAUAAUCCACCCUUGGAAGGAUAAAAUCGAGCACACCUGGGGCUUUCACGCGUGGCUUGACGUGGGGCGCUUGCCCGCCACCUUUCCCAGCAGGCCUGACAGACCCUAUGAUAGCAAUGUCUGGCGCUGGCUGACGGACUCCAGGGCCCACCGCUAUCCCCCAGCAGAGCCCGCCAUCCCCCCACCCUCCUGGAUGGGUCAAAACAGCUAUCUGACCUUUAUCAGCUGUACUCCUAUCUUCUUGAAUGAGGACCUGAAGAAACAGGUGAUUUUCAGGACAGUGAAAGAACUAAAAGAAGUGGAGAAACUCAAGCUGAGGAGUGAAGGAAGGGCACCUCCACUCGACACCAAUGGCAACAUCCUGCCGCCAAAGAACUUCAGGAAGUAA
Messenger RNA from Myotis daubentonii (Daubenton's bat), 1099 nucleotides. RefSeq names its product testis expressed 52 (gene TEX52). The record is from RefSeq and is a predicted model, not a curated record. NCBI's taxonomy places the organism in Eukaryota, Metazoa, Chordata, Mammalia, Chiroptera, Vespertilionidae.